Molecule: messenger RNA, 1995 nt
Organism: Alternaria alternata
Lineage: Eukaryota; Fungi; Ascomycota; Dothideomycetes; Pleosporales; Pleosporaceae
Exons: 2
Coding region: 451-1521 (356 amino acids)
Source: RefSeq, a predicted model, not a curated record
CUGAUGUGUGCCACUGUUGCUAGCCGCUUGCAGCUAGCUAUUGCGGGGCUAUCAGCCGCGGAGGCUGGAGCUGGGAGCGCUGGAUGACCACAAAUAGAUUGCUUCAACACGUUCCUGGUUGUUGACGACUCGUUUGCAAAAGGGGGAAAUAACUCCUAUGAGCUUUCAACGUCCGAAUUGAACAAGAACAAGGGCUUUCUUCGCAACAAUGUAACACAAUAAUAAGAAAUAUGGAUCUCGGUAUCUCUUCAGAUUCGUCGCAUCGUGAUUUCAGCAUACGCGAGCGUAGCAGGCGGGCGCGAAUUGAUGCGUGCUUACAGCUGUGCCUCAGCGGACGCCUUGUUUUGGAUGCAGCCCCGGCAGGAGCUGAAGGUGCAACGCAGCAGAUCAUCACGUAUAUAACGUGCAGGUCUGUCGCAACUCUGCAUCACAGAGGACGCGACAGAUACCAUGGCUCCCAUCGACGAUACAACCGACGCAGACGCAAAAGCGACCGAAGUACUAAAGAUUGUCGAACAGUAUGGUCUGAACUACGAGCGGACUGGAGCUUGGGAUGGGUUCGAGACGUUCCUACCUAUUGUGGCGGGACAGGUAGAGCGCAAGGAACCAAUUCGCAUGUUACUACCUGGUUUCCCUUUCAAAUCGCCAAAUCAGAAAGACAAGGUGCUGGGUGUCUUGCCGGAUUUGGGCGAAGAGCUUGCGCUGAAACAUCUGGAUGGGCUGUGCGAGAAAAUCAAAGCGAUCUAUGGGCAUGGCGCUGAAUGCCACAUCACAUCUGAUGGUCUCGUAUACAACGAUCUGCUUGGUGUGACCGAUGAAACCGUAUGGAACUUUGGACAGGGCGUGCGAGAAAUAGCUGCAGCCAACAAGCUUCAGAACCUUAGCUUUUUGCGCCUCUGGGACCUGCUCGAUUAUCCCGGAGACUUCCAGUCAAAAGAGUACUAUUUGAAGCAUGCAGCAAACAUUCGAAAAGAGCUCAAGCAACGUUUUGGUGACCCCAAAUUCGAAGCGGACAUGGCCAACACAUCCACUAGCGACAUGCAGAUGACGCAUACCAAGUAUCUCGAGUUUCUAAAGCAGGACCUGGCUUUCAACGAUCGGCACAACGCGCUGUCACCAGAAGACCAGGCUGCGAAUAUUGCCAACACAGCAAAGGAGAUGAUGGGUCGAUGGAAAGCGUUUUCCGCUGCGCUGGCAGCCGUACCUACACAAUACAUCCGUCUAUCAAUCCACGAUUCGGGUGGUAAAGAUAAGCUGUCCAUGGCUAUCAUUCCGCAGCAAGAAAAAGGAGCUUUGGGCGCAACGCCAUGGCACUCGACGCUCGUGAUCGAGGCAGAUGGAACGUUGCGUACGGUGCAGCGAUGCAAAGUCGACAAAGGAAGCUAUCAGCUCAUUUGUCGCGAUGACCGACCGUACUGUUUCCGCGCCAAGCUAGAAGGCGAAGACGAUUCGAAUAAAACAUUCGAACAACUGUAUCCCUCUGGUCUCACGAUUCGAGAUCGCAAGGCGGUGGCUGCUUAACAUGGUGGUUGAGAGAGGAGAAAAUUGUAGAGAGGGUUUUCAUCGAAUGUCAAGUGGAACAGGCGUGGGUGCAAAUUGCAUUAAAUCCGGUGAAGGUUGCAGUGCUUUGAGUCAGAUGUACUCGGUUCGGACAGACAUCAUACGAGCAGGUGGAUUAUAGUGCUGGAUUAGUAUUUAGCCUUAAUGCUGUGGGACGAUGAUUAGCGACUAGGUGUGUUCGGUGAGGCUGCGAAACUCCGGGAGCAGCCCAAUUGUAUGGUAGAAGCAUGGCGCCCCUGUUAUCCCCAUGGCCCAAAUCUUGGUGAUCGGUCGAUGAACAAAAAGGAUCAUCCGCUUGUGGCGGCGUGAUGUCCGCAGGAGGAGAAGAUUCGCUUUGGCAAAACACGACAUGUCUUGUCGCUGUGUGAGAGUUGAGAUAUCGUUUGCCCAGAUGCAGGGUGCGCUGGCCUAUGUAGACAAUAGAGUUAAGAGUGA